AGUUUAUUUUCUCCAUUUUAACUGAUUGCAAUAUCAACCAAUACAAAAAACAAUGAUACUACUAGUGUACACUGCCAUUGAAAUGGACCAUAAAAGGUUUAAUUUUUACAAGAUUUAAUUCUAGAGUUAUUAAAUUACGAGCGAAAACACAACUUGGAAGAUAGCCUUGCUAAGAUACUAGUAUAGGUAGUAUAAAUACAUAAUUUUGCAUUUUGAUCGGAAGACACGUCAGCACAAAUCAUCACCGACAAGUAAUUACUCACAUUCCCGGGUUUCAAAGCUUUUGAUGAACUCUUAUUGGUACAAUAAUUAACUAAUCAAACGAACCCAAGAUAACAAGCACCAUUAAGACUUAUAAACAUUCAUUUGGGUAUUCAAGCGACGUUUCUGACAUUUUCUUCAUUUCCUAAGGCCAUUAUUUUGAAAAAUAACAAAUAAUUCGUCAAAGUCCUGAUGUCACGCUCAAACGCAGUGUAAUCAUUUGGCGCGGCGUUUGUCUGUCUGUCUGUCAGUCUGUCUGUCUCUAUAUUAAAAAUAAUGAGGUUAAUAGCUCUGAAGUAAGGCAGACAACACAUCUGUUCAGAAUCCUGUGUCAUUUAUUUCUGUGUAUAGCGAUCCGUUGUCGGGGUUGUUUACUCAUUUGGGCGGCCAUGCUGCAAGAGGUAUUGUUUUCUUACAAAAUUGCCACUAUCUAUAGGGCAUGUUGGACAGUUUCUACACAAAUCUCCUCAAGCAAUACUGCUUUAUCACAAUCCAGUAACUGUUGCUUCGAAAGAAUAUGACUUUGUAUCAGGGCGCCGCUAUAUAAGAGUCGAAAGAUAGCGAUUGCCUUUUAACGUAAAAAAUAAAUGUACAUUGUACAAGAGUAAUUGUGUAUCUUCUAUACACGUUUGUACGUUAAAUUAACAUAAUCAUUGAGAUAACGAGUAAACCUUUAAGUCUGUGUAAUAUGUAAAUGUGUGUGCCAGCAUAUUAACAGUGAAUAUCUCAUAGACAACAUUUUAGUUUUUAUGGGAACUGAUACGUAAUUCGGUGAAGAAGUAGCUUUUAAGUAAAUGUCUGUGUCGGUGUAUGAACAGGGUGUCUCCUGUAUAAAUAAAACGUUUGAUGAUAAAGAAUGUGAAUGUGUGCAAGUUACCAUUGAAAAUUAAAUGUCGCAGUUUCUACGCCUGAACGAUUACACUUAUACGCACGCUUUUCUCAAUGUGUAAUUUACUUCCUGUUUCAUGUUCAACAAACCUCCUUCCCGGAUGAUUGCCAUACCUUUUCGGGAACCUGCAUGUCCUAGUUGACUGUUCUAAAACAACAGGAGUGCCUGUAUCAAAUAGUGUUCUGUAAUUUGUGACAAAGAAAUUUUGGAUUAACAUACCUUACUAUACGUAUCAAGAUCAUAAGGCGACAUUACGCAUGUGCAAUAAACCUAGUGUUGCUGCCUUGUUUGUCAUUCUCGGGGAUAUCGGAGGUUACUGGAUAUAGUUUCAAACUAACGAAACGAGAUCUGAUACAGGACUUCCAUUGGAAUGGGGAAUGGUUGUAGCGAGCUGACCACAUCAAUAGUGGCUCUACUACUCACGGCGUGGAACGAUCGGUGGCGACACAGGGGUUUAUGGUACUAUAACGGUACCAAACCGCCAUAUUUUUCUCCCUCAUUUUCCUUACGAUCAUUCUUGUAUUAACUUUCAACAAUGAUAUAAAUAUUGCCGAAAGUACGCGUUGGCAAAAAGUGUAUGCUUUAGAUGUACUAGCCAUGAUCAAGAUCUGCAGAAUGCUUUCCCUUGUUUCUCACGGAUGUGCCACGAAAAAUAACUGCCAUGACUGUUUCUGUAUUGUUGAAAAUAUUCCAAAAGUAAAAUUAAUCGUGUUUUGGAUUUGUGGAAAGGUUUCCAGCUUGUCUUUAGCUUUCUUAUAUUACAGUCAGUUCGAUUUCAAUAUCCUGAGGGUCAAUGCCUGGUAUAUCAUGCUUUAUACUAUUACGCUGGCAAUGCCAUUCGCAGGAAUAAUUUCCGUCACUUGUCUUGUUUAUUUACAGCUGAAACGUUCUACAUUCUUCCCUUACACAAUAUAUGUUUAUAAGCAGUGCGACUGUUUCUGUAUGGCUGCAUAGCGUCGUAAUAGAUAACGAAUCAUUCUCUUCAAAUGAUCUAGAUAAACAGUUUCACGAUACAAAAUUGAAAUUCCUACAAGCUUUAAAAGUCAGGCUUUUCUCAGCCAAUCCAAACUAAUUCUAGGUACGUGUAAGCAGGAGUUUUUUUUAUUUGUUGUCUACAAGAAAGUAAUUGGAGACGUUGUCUUCAGAGGACGUUUUGUGGCGCAUCUCUAAUGCAUCAGGACAUUGUUACAAUAGUAAUUCUUUAAAUGAAGCAGAAAUAUAUCCUCUCCUGAGAAAUUACAUACCACGAAGACUGUCUAGAGACGGAACCAUCCGAAUAGAAUAUACAACAGUCUGUCUAAACAAGGAAUCACCCAAACAGAGUAUACAACAGUCUGUCUAGAGAAGGAAUCACCCAAACAGAGUAUACAACAGUCUGUCUAGCGAAGGAAUCACCCGAACAACGUAUAAAACAGUCUGUCUAAAAAAGGAAUCACCCGAACAGAAUAUACAACAGUCUGUCUAAACAAAGAAUCACCCCAACAGAAUAUACAACAGUCUGUCUAAACAAGGAAUCACCCAAACAGAGUAUACAACAGUCUGUCUAAACAAGGAAUCACCCGAACAACGUAUAAAACAGUCUGUCUAAAAAGGAAUCACCCGAACAGAAUAUACAACAGUCUGUCUAAACAAAGAAUACCCCAACAGAAUAUACAACAGUCUGUCUAAACAAGAAAUCACCCGAACUGAGUAUCAUCUCGCUGUCCACUUUUUUUAGUUUCGAUCUUACCAUAGGUAACGUUAUCGGUUAUAUAGUUUGGUUGGUGCACUGAGGCAAAAUGAAACCAUAUGGUGUAGUCGAGUAUUCCUGUGCGAUAGUGACAUUCCUCGCGAGUCUUUACUGCCUUUUUCAUCAAUGUAAGCCAAAUGGAAAACCUUCAUCCGUAAAGGUCAGUGAGUACGUUUACCUUAAGUCCGCUUUUGCUAGGAACAUGAUGGACGUCUGUGAUAUCCUAACGAGUAACUUGUCGCCAGAUAGCAACUAAGAGUUGACAAUUAUUUCGCACGUUUUCGUACUCGUACAUGUUUAUCUGCAAUUUGCUUAUCUGCUUCACGCCAACAGAUGUCGAAAAUCUAACCAACAUUUAAAUAUUUAUCUACUGGAUUGUGUAUUGAUAUUUCUUCUAGUUAUCAAAAUGAACUUACAACGUUUCCAGGCAUCAGGAAUGUUGAAAUAUAUAUCCUUGUGAGCUUCAGAUUUUCAUCGGUACUUGAGAUGGUUACAACAUUUUAGGUCUACAGGUACUUGUGGAUAGCACUCCGUCACGUGUCAAAAAAAUAAAAAUAUACAUGUGUCAAUUUAAUCAGAAUAUCAUUAAAAUGUAGUAGUUAUUUUUUUUCCAAAUGUUAUGCAAUUGAGAAUACAUGGAAAAGGUUACAUGCUUCCUGCUUCUUGUUUUUUUACAUUGAGCGCAAUAAACAUUUGGUACCGACUGGUCGCUUUGUCAACCUAUGAUGGAUAAACAAAGGGACCAGUCGAUCUUGAAACGUUGCAACAUGUUGAAUACGUAUAUUGUUUGUGUAGAAAGUAAAAUGUUGAUAUACAUAUUACCUACAUUAUGUAACUGAUUAAUUCUAUUUAAGUCAUUACCAAAUUAUUUAGUUAAAUAGGGAUGUAAAUGAAUGUAUACGGACAUGAAUAAAAUAAAAUAAUUAAUCGAUACCCAGAAUAAAUUUUGCGGGUUGGACAUUGGGCGAAUGUACAUUUCAACCGUUGAGGGCGACAAAUUAACUGGGCGUAAACUUUGCAGGUUUACAGUACACGUUUUAAACUUUUGUGACAUGAUUAUGUUAAAAACCAGUGUAUAGUCUACAUUAUAAUUGAAGAUGUGUAAGAGAUAUAACAAUGAUUGUCAAUAUACAAUAUUAAAUUGUGACGAAACUAUUACGUAACAAGAGCUUCUUAGUCUACAUGUGGUGUGAAUGACCGUGCCACAUUAUCGUUAUGUCUCAUUUACACAGUACACGUUUUAGUUGUUGUGGCAUAAUUAUAUUAAAAAGCAGCUUAUUGUCUACAUUUUUAUCUAAGGCUCAAAAACAAGCAGCCAUAUCUAUUUUAGAUGUUCCACAAGACACUCCAUCCAAGGCCAUGUGUUAAGCUUUAAAUUGGAUGCCAAUCGAGAAGCAGUUGAAAGUUAGAAUAUUAUGUAUGUUAUUUAAAUGACGAAAUGGAUAAGUACCAAAUUACUUAGCAGAAUUUAUUUGUCUAGCUAGGAAUGUCCAUACAAACAGUACUAGGUUUUCGUAAGCAAAUCACAUGUGUAUAGAAAAACAUUUUAUUCCAAACCUUUUUUCAUUGUUGAUAUUCAACAGUUCAUCAAUGGAAUGUACUUCAAGAAGAAAGAAGAGUUAAAGAGUGUCAAUACAUUAAACAAUUUUAAGCAGAAACUUGUUAAACAUUCUCAUACAUUUUAAAAUUAGCAUGAAAUGAAACCAAUUUUGUUUAAAAUUAUGCUACAUAAGCAUAUAACUAGGUCAAUUUUUAUGUUUUUGCUAUGUUAGGAUUGGUGUAAAUUAGGCAUGUGCCAUUUAAUUAAUGAAAGAACUUUGCAUGAUAAUUGUGCAUUUUGUGAUAUUCUUAACUCAAGACAGCCGUGAUAAUAGUUGUAAUGUGAUCGUGUCUUAGAAAGUUAUGAUACUAUAUAUGUUAUGCUAUUGUGUGUUUCUUAUAUAUAUAAAUAUUCAUCAUGUUUAUCAAAUAAUUAACACAUGUAUUGCAUUAAGAGGGCUAUAUGGAAGAUUAGCCCAUGGCUAAACAUGUAUUUAUCCUCAAAAAAGAAUGUCUAUUAGUAAUAUUAUUAUUAUUUUUUAUUAAUUGAGGGUGUGUGAGAGUACAUUGUAAUAACAGUAUAUCUCAUAUAUAUUAUUUAGUCGUUGGUAGAAUAUGACAUGAUCAGAUAAAAAGAUCUUCUAAGUCUACAUUUUGUGUGUAUACGUGUAUCACAGUACUGUAAUAUCUCAUUUACACCAUUUACGUUCCAUGCAACUUGUACUAAAGAAAGCGGACGUGUGCAAAUCUGCAUCCAAAAAUAAAUGUUAUAUUACUUGUGUGUAUAGGCGGUUAAGGUUACUGAACCAUGACAAGAAAUACACUGUUUCUCCAAACGUAUAAUUUACUUCCUGUUUUCAUUUUUACAAGCAAUACUACCUGCUUUAAUUCUAUGUUUAUUUGGAAACCUAUAGAUCAUUAUUUCCAGGAGUACCUGUAUCAAAAAUUGUCUAGUUAUUUGUGAAAAGAAUAUUCACACCUUACUGGUUUAGUGUCGUAUACGUGUAUCAAGGUCGUUAGGUAACAUGACACGUAUGCAACACACAUAGUGUUGCAGACUUGUUUAUCCUUCCCGGAGAUCUCGGAGGAUACUGGAUACCGAACCAAAUUAAACUAACGAAAAUCUGAUACAGGACUUCCAUUGAAAUGGGGAAUUCCUGUAGCGAGCUAAUUACAUCAGUUGUGGUCCUACCAAUCACGGCGGGGAACUAUCGGAGGCGACAGAAUGGCUCCCGGUAUUAUGACGGUACCCUAUCGUCCUUAGUUUUCUUCCUCAUCUUCCUCGCAACCGUCAUCAUAUUAACCUUCAGCAAGGAUAUCGAUAUUGGCCAAGACAAGCGUCUUGCGAUCGUUUUCAUUUUACUGGCUGUGAUCAUGGUAUUAGGUAUGUUUGCAUGUGCUAUCGUAGGAUGUUUUAUAAAAACAUACGGACUUGGCCGUGUGGUGUUGAGGAGACAAGAGAGAAGUGUUACCAAGCUACAGUUAAUCUUCCUCUGGAUAUUUGGAAUAGGUUCGGGCUGGCUUUCUGCUUUCCUUGCAGGACAGCAAUUCCAAUGUGAUAUUUUAAGUCAAAAGAUUGACGGAGGGGGUGAUGUUUUCUGGUACUCCAGAGGAAUUUUCAAUGUCAUUUUGACGAUUAUUUUAUUCAUACAAAUAACUUUCAUCAAUUACUUUGUUCAGUUUCAAAUGAAGUGUUCAACAUCCGUCCGUUACUCAUUAUUUAUCCUUGUGGGUGCGAAUGUGUCUGUAUGGUUGCAUAGCAUCAUCACAGACAACGAAUCAUUCCCUGAGAACAUUCCAGGCAAACACUUCCGAAACAACAGUAAAAUACUUGCCUGUCUACGAAACGAGACUAUUGGAUUCCUUCUCGACAUUUCAAACCCAAUUUUAGAUCCAUGUUUACUUGAGUUUUGUUUGUUGUCUACAAUGUUGCUAUUUGAGAUGUGGUCUCCAAAUACUCUACAGACCUCUUCUGAAGGGACCUUCUCAAGAGACGACUCUCGAACGUAUCGGGACAAUGUUGAAUCGAAUUAUACUUUGAACGAUACGGAACGAAAUCCGCUCCUAGGAAACGCAAAUCAAAAUCCCGAAAACAGUCUAUCUAGACACGGAGUCACCCGAACAGUGUAUCAUCUCAUUGUCCUAGUGCUAAGUAUCGUUGUUACAAUAGGAAACGUUAUUUGUUACGUUGUUUGGGUGAUGCACCCAAACAGUGGCCAAAUUCGACUGGUUAUAGAACAAUUUGGUUUAGUCGAAUUAUGCCGCUACGAUCGGGGCGAUUUUGGUGGGAUUUUAUUGUCUUGUUCAUUAUUGUAUACCAGAUCGGGAACCUAAACUCCUGACGGUCAGUGAGAACGUUUACCUAUCGUCUGCUUUUGCUAUGAUCAUGAUGGGCUUCUGUGAAAUUCUAACAGGUAACUUGUCGCCAGAUAGCACCUCGGAAUCGACAAUAAUAUCGCACGUUUUCGGACUCGUAC
Messenger RNA from Mizuhopecten yessoensis (Yesso scallop), 6895 nucleotides. RefSeq lists its product as uncharacterized. The record is from RefSeq and is a predicted model, not a curated record. Lineage: Eukaryota; Metazoa; Mollusca; Bivalvia; Pectinida; Pectinidae. The transcript has 3 exons. Gene Ontology annotation, cellular component: membrane. Gene Ontology annotation, biological process: proton transmembrane transport. Bases 5565 to 6752 code for a protein of 395 amino acids. Gene Ontology annotation, molecular function: proton channel activity.